ACCGACGUCAUUUUCAACAUCAACGGCAAAUCUUAUACCGCUAAAUCUGGCACUGUUCCAGUGGACACUUCACUCAAUACUUUUAUUCGCAACUAUGCACAUCUCUCCGGAACAAAGUUCAUGUGUCUGGAGGGAGGAUGUGGCGCGUGUAUCGUAAACGUAUCCGGAGUCCAUCCCGUCACGAAGGGGACUAGAACGUGGUCGGUGAAUUCGUGUUUGUUUCCUGUGUACGCAUGCCAUGGCAUGGAUGUCAAAACGGUCGAGGCGUUGGGCAACCGGCUGGACGGUUACCAUCCGAUCCAGGAGCGACUGGCGCAUAUGAACGGAAGCCAGUGUGGAUACUGCUCGCCGGGCAUGGUGAUGACCAUGUACUGCUUGAUGGAAUCGAAGAAGGGUUCCGUUUCGAUGGAAGAGGUCGAGAAUGCUCUCGGGGGUAACAUCUGCCGCUGUACCGGGUACCGGCCGAUCCUGGAUGCGUUCAAGUCGCUCACCUCCGAUGCCGACAAGGAACUGCUGGACAUUGAGGAGCUUCGGAUUUGUCCCAAAACAAAGACGGCGUGCUCUGGAAAGUGUCCAUCUGUUGCUUGUGAAGUCGAUCCAGUGCGUCCCAUCCAAAUCGUGUUUGACGAUAAUCGAGAGUGGCAUAGGGUAUACACUGUGUAUGAAAUAUUUUGGAUAUUCGGCACAAUUGGAUCGAAACCAUACAUGCUUGUCGGAGGGAAUACAGCCCAUGGUGUCUAUCGUCGAAAUGAUGCCCUACAAAUUUUCAUCGACGUCAACUCUGUCGAAGAGCUUCGUAGCCAUUACCUGAGUUCAAACGAGCUCUUCAUAGGUGCGAACGUAACAUUGUCAGAGUUUAUGCAGAUCCUAUCGAAGGUAGCACGUAAGAGACCCAGCUUUACCUACUGCCAAGAGAUGGCCAAACACCUUAAUCUGGUGGCAAGCCUCGCUAUACGCAACACCGGUACGAUCGCGGGGAAUCUGAUUACUAAAAAUCAACAUCCAGACUUUACAUCAGAUCUUUACAUUCUACUUGAAGCUGUCGGCGCAAAGUUGACGAUAAUCGAUUCCCUAAUUUUUACCUACCAGAAGACUCCGUAUGAAUUUACACAGAUCGACAUGACAAAAAAACUACUUAAAGGCAUUUCCUUGCCACUGAUCCCUGCCAACAGGAGUGUCUUCCGAUCGUAUAAAGUGACACCACGUGCUCAAAAUUCUCACGCUUACGUUAAUGCUGCCUUCCUGUUGAACUUCAAUAGCGACAAAAACACCGUCAACUCGGCAACACUCUGUUUUGGAGGCAUUCAUCCCAAGUUUACCCAUGCGAACCGCACGGAACAAUUUCUCACAGGGAAACGGCUGAUCGAUGAUAGAACACUACAGCAAACCCUCAACGUGCUCGCCUCGGAGAUACAACCCAAUUCGAGCUUGGAGAAUGCUUCAUCCGAAUAUCGAAAGAAUCUUGCAAUCGCCCUUUUUUACAAAUGCAUUCUUAGUGUAGCGAUGGAGAACGGUGUCGCCAUAAGUCCUAGGUUUACAUCCGGGGCGUCUAGCCUGGAGCGUCCUUUGUCAUCUGGCCAACAAACAUUUGAUACUAUCGAGAAAAACUGGCCAUUAACGAAAAACGUUCCGAAACUCGAAGGUCUAGCGCAGGUAUCCGGUGAGGCGAAGUAUACGAAUGAUAUGCCACCCUUUCCCGGUGAGCUGCACGGUGCAUACGUCGUAGCGACACGGCCGCACAGUAUGAUCGGGAAAAUCGAUCCUUCAGAGGCGCUGAAACGCUCCGGAGUUGUUGCAUUUUACUCUGCCAAGGACAUCCCCGGGAAAAAUAGUUUCGUUGCCGAUGGCAUGGUUAUACCGUUCCCGGAUGUGGAGGAGAUUUUUUGCAGCGGUCGCGUACUAUUUUACGGCCAACCAGUCGGUAUGAUUGUGGCGGAGCGAUACGACCAAGCGAUCGAUGCCGCCAAAAAGGUGAAGAUCAUCUACGAACGGGGUUCUGAUAUCCCCGGGAUAAUCCCUACCUUGAAGUCCUGGAUGGACUUACAAGCCACUACGAAGAACGUAGAGCACAUAGCUCCGAAACAAAGCAAUCAAACUACGACCCUGGCUGAAACCAGGCACAUUUCCGGUACGAUCGAAAUGGCUGGGCAGUACCAUUACACGAUGGAACCACAGACUUGCGUGUGCGUACCGAUUGAGGAUGGCAUGGACAUCUACUCCGCCACGCAGUGGAUCGAUCUCUGCCAGGUGGCGGUAGCGGCCGCACUCAAGGUGCCAGAGAACAGCCUCAACUUUACCGUCCGACGUCUAGGUGGCGCAUACGGCGCAAAACUGACACGCGCAAGCCAGAUUGCGUGCGCAUGUGCCCUCGCCGCGCACCUGACCAAACGUCCGGUAAGGGUUGUGCUGAACAUCGAGUCGAACAUGGCGACGGUGGGCAAGAGAAGCGGCUGCAUUGGCAACUAUGAUGUAGAUGUGGACGAAAAGGGUACCGUCUUGAAGCUAACCAACCACUUCAUGCAAGACUUUGGUUCAUCCCGGAACGAUAAUUUGCUGGAUUUCACAACCGAAGCGUUCAAACUGGCGUACAAUUCGAGCGCUUGGAAGAUCAAAGGGGAUUUUGUGCUAACCGAUGCUCCAUCGACUACCUGGACGCGCGCGCCGGGCACAACCGAGGGCGUUGCCAUGAUCGAGACGAUCAUGGAGCACAUCGCGUGGGUUACUGGCGUUGAUCCGAUGCAGGUACGGUUGGCGAACAUGCCGAAGGAAAGUAAACUGCCUCAGAUGAUGCCCCAGUUCCGGCUGGAUGUGGACUUUGAUAGGCGGAAGCAAUUGAUCGACGAUUUUAAUGCCAACAACCGUUGGCGCAAGCGGGGCAUUGCAAUGAUCCCUAUGCACUACCCGAUGGUACACUUUGGCACAUUGCACGUUCUCAUUUCUAUCUACGCCAAGGAUGGGUCCGUAUCGAUCACACACGGUGGGAUUGAGAUGGGACAAGGUAUCAACACGAAGGUGGCACAGAUUGCCGCCUAUGUUUUGGGUGUUCCGUUGGAAAAGGUCGCUGUCAAACCAACCAUUGAUCGGGCUUCACCGAAUUGCGUGAUGACCGGUGGUAGCAUGGCAAGCGACGCUGUAGGCUAUGCCGUAAAGAAGGCAUGCGAAACUCUCAACACCCGUAUCCAACCCGUCAAGGAUGAGCUCAAGAAUGCCUCCUGGGAAACGGUUACACAGACCUGCUACACACGAAACAUUGGUCUCUGUGAGUUGUUCCAAUAUAAGGGAUCCGAUCUAAUGCCCUACAGCAUUUGGGGCGUGAGCUGCGCCGAGAUAGAGACCGAUCUUCUGACCGGUAGCAUUCAACUGACCCGAGUCGACAUCCUCGAGGAUACGGGCGAAAGCUUGAGCCCCGGAAUCGACAUCGGACAGAUCGAGGGUGCGUUCGUUAUGGGCAUCGGGUACUGGCUAACAGAGUCACUGGUUUACGACAUGACCACCGGUGCGCUGCUGACGAACCGUUCGUGGAACUAUAAGCCUCCGGGUGCACAGGACAUCCCGGUGGACUUCCGCAUUCGGCUUCUGCAAACGGGCGACAAUAAGUCUGGAGUGCUACGAUCUAAGGCCACCGGGGAGCCAUCGCUGACCAUGAGUGUAGUGGUGCUGUUUGCCUUGCGCUAUGCGCUACGUUCGGCGCAAAAGGAUGCCGGAAAACCGGAUGAUUGGAUUCCACUAGGAUCGGCUACGACACCGGAACAAAUUUUCCUAAAUGCUUCCAAUGCAAUUGAUCAAUUUAAACUGAAUUAA
Messenger RNA from Anopheles coustani, 3801 nucleotides. RefSeq lists its product as uncharacterized. The record is from RefSeq and is a predicted model, not a curated record. Gene Ontology annotation, molecular function: 2 iron, 2 sulfur cluster binding; oxidoreductase activity; FAD binding. Lineage: Eukaryota; Metazoa; Arthropoda; Insecta; Diptera; Culicidae. The coding region runs from base 121 to 3801 and encodes 1226 amino acids. The transcript has 8 exons.